Messenger RNA from Trypanosoma conorhini, 1194 nucleotides. RefSeq lists its product as uncharacterized. Bases 1 to 1194 code for a protein of 397 amino acids. NCBI's taxonomy places the organism in Eukaryota, Euglenozoa, Kinetoplastea, Trypanosomatida, Trypanosomatidae. The transcript has a single exon. The record is from RefSeq and is a predicted model, not a curated record.
AUGUUUGGCGCACUGAGCGCCCUGGUGGAGACCGCGUCGGCGAGGGCGAAGAUCCUCACAGAUGAGGGCUAUGAGCUGGCGAAGCAGAUCGGCAUACUCGACGUGGAGGGAGACGACCACGGCGCGAGUGGUAGAAUUAGUGAAAUAAAAGGUGGCACCGCUUCUGCGGCGGCGGCGGCGGCGGCAACUGCGGGGGACACCGAGAGUCAGCCCUCUGUGGUGACUCGUGUGACAAAAGAGCUGCUCAUUCUGCCACCGCCGCAGUGGGAAUCACCCGCGGAAGAAUGGAUGCUACUGGCGGAGGCAGCGUUCACGGAAGAGAACAGCUGCAUCAUCCCGCCCAAAACAAUCUUGGGCGACGCGUCACUUGCGUCAAAGUUGUGCGGUUUGUUGAAUCUCGAGUCCAUCGCAAAUCUGCCAGAACCACCCGUGGCCAGUGAGUGUGAACCGUCGCAGGAGGUGGUAGCGUGGUUGAUGGCUUCGCCAGAGAAGCUUGGGUUUCGCUCCGCCGUGGUGCCUCGCCACGUCUCGGAUGGGCAGUACUGGGUGAACAUUUGCUGGCGCUUUGGCCUCUUCCGCGUCUGUCGCAGCGCAAGCCAGAUGUUAGAUGUAAUGGAAGUUGCGUCAACAGAGCCAAACCCACUUGAUACGACGGGUGCGCUGCGUAAGAAGGGUAUUGGAGUGCCAAAUGCCGCGAGACACUGGCAGCAAUUGCGCGAGACGCUGAAUCGCAGACGGGAGAUGACGGCGUGGGUGGAGGAACAGAUAUCAACGGUGCAGCAAGAGCUGGAGUUGGCGUCAAGUAGCCUUCAGCUGCUCACCAACGUAGUCAGCAAGCGGGAAACCACGGAACUCGGGGACUCCGUCUCGGAGAGCUGCAAGUACCACAAGACUAAACUUGGCCGACUCAUGGGUGAAUUAAAGUCGCAGCAGGAAAAGCUGGUGAACAGCGUCAUCUGCCCCGAUCACGGCUCCCUCUUCCAGCAGCUUGUAAAAAUCAACGAUCAGCUACGCGCGAAACUUGGGGCGUACGCCUCCUUGUCGAGCAAAAACCCUUCCGACUGCUGGGAAACCGUGUCCACUGGGGAGCAUGAAGAAGUGCCAGUAAAAGCCGACAAAAGUGGUGGAGACAAUGAAACUGCCACCGUGUUUGAAGCCAUGCUUCCCUGGGAGAAUGACGAAACUGAGACGUAG